Armigeres subalbatus is the source of this 2020-nucleotide messenger RNA. It is a transcript of the gene NaPi-T, whose product is annotated as sialin. Gene Ontology annotation, cellular component: membrane. Gene Ontology annotation, molecular function: transmembrane transporter activity. The transcript is spliced from 5 exons. Lineage: Eukaryota; Metazoa; Arthropoda; Insecta; Diptera; Culicidae. The coding region runs from base 294 to 1991 and encodes 565 amino acids. Gene Ontology annotation, biological process: monoatomic anion transport; transmembrane transport. The record is from RefSeq and is a predicted model, not a curated record.
AUUUCUUAUGGUUCGGCCAGCUUCAGUAGCUUAAUCGUUGAUAAGAUCCAGGCGCAUCAGUCAACCGGACUGAUGCUAGAACGUUUUCAAGUCAGGCAGAUGCUCGAGCCCUAUAGAUGCUCUGCAGUGGCGGUGGCUUGACUUAGUCGCAAACCGAAUAAGCGGUCUAUCGACACUCAGAUUCGGUAUUUGCCGUUUCGAGUAUGCUCGCUGCAUGAAGUGACUAAAUCAGUGGCAUUUAAAAAUUAGUGAGCGAGUGUUGCCGAUCGAAUCGGAACGGAAUAUCACUCAAAAUGAGCAAAGAGCCGGAAGUUAAUGCGCGUACAGUGCUAUGGUACUUGGUGUUUGUCGGAUUUGCGGUGAACUAUAUGGUGCGCAUCAAUUCCAAUAUCACAAUAGUGACCAUGGUCAGGUCGAGCAGCGCAAAAAAGGUACAGCUCAAUCAGGACUUGGAUACAAGUUCGGCAAUGAGUCCUCCACAGAACAAACCGAGGAUGUAUGCUUGCUACGUGGAGAAGAACGAAUCCGAUCUUGCCACGGGGGGAAUGGAAAACACCCGAGCAGCAGCAAACGCGCAAAGUGAGCCUAACUGGGUGUCACCAGAGAAAUGGUUACUCAGGACAUUGCAGCUCGACACUAAGGAAGAUGGCUUCGAAUGGAACGAAUAUCAGCAAGGACUAGUGUUGGGAGCCUUCUUCUGGCUGCACUGGUUGACUCAAGUGCCCGGUGGGGUAUUAGCACGCAAAUACGGCACUAAACUAGUAUUUGGAGUGGCCAACGCCAUCGGAUGUUGGCUGUGCUUUCUAAUGCCAUUGGCGGCCUAUUUGGACUAUCGGAUACUUAUUUUUCUCCGUGUUCUCCAAGGAGUGAUAUGUGGAGUAUCAUGGCCAGCAAUGCAUCACAUGGCGGGCCAGUGGAUUCCACCGAACGAGCGAAGCAAGUUUGUAACUGCUUAUUUAGGUAGCUCCAUUGGAGUUGCCCUGUUCUUUCCUCUAUUCGGGUAUAUCAUUUCAUGGACUUCGUGGGAGUAUGUGUUCCACUUUUGUGGAAUUUUCGGUACAGUUUGGUAUCUUGCAUGGCUGUACUUCGUGUACGACUCACCCGCUGAACACCCACGAAUCCAUCCAAAAGAGCGGGAGUACAUUGAAAAUUCUUUAGGUAUUACGGAGAAGUCUAAGGAACAGGCACGUGAGGAGAAAACACCUUGGAUGAAACUGAUCCUUUCCAAACCAAUGUGGAUGACAGUACUUGCCCAAUGGGCUGGGAUUUGGGGGCUUUUUACCGUGAUGACCCAAGCUCCAAGCUACUUUAAUUAUAUCCAUGGGUGGAACGUCAAAAUGACAGGAAUUCUAUCCGGAAUUCCACAUCUCUGUCGAAUGCUUUUCGCGUACUUCUUCUCCAUAAUUGGAGAUUACCUUUUACGGCAUAACCUCAUGUCCCGAACUAACGUACGCAAAAUGGGCGGAGUAUUCUGUUGUCUAGUCAACGGACUAUUCGUGGUAGCGUUGGCUUACAGUGGAUGUAACUCAACAUCCGCAAUCGUAUUCCUCACAUUGGCUACGAUGGUUCACGGAGCCGUAUCCACAGGACCGCUAGCAAACAUCAUCGAUAUAAGUCCCAAAUAUGCCGGCAUCCUUCUCGGAAUCAGUGGAAUGAUAAGCGUCGUUCCUGGAUUUGUUUCACCAAUUUUGGUUGGAAUUCUUACUCUGGGAAACCAAACAGUAAAACAAUGGGAAUAUGUGUUCCUGAUCUCAGCCGGGAUGCUCAUAGUAGGCGGAAUCCUCUACACAAUGUUUGCGGAUGCAACACUUCAACCCUGGAAUACCGAAGGUAAUGAACGUGAGAUGGUCACCUUGAAGCUGGACGUGGAACAGGCGUUGCUCGAGAAAGAAAGAGAAGCUGUUGAACUGGCCCAGGAUGCGAUUACCGCCGAAGUGACUGACGAUGGUGAUUGCAAGGAAUAUCCUAUCGAUUCAGUAUUAAAAAAAUAAAGUUUGUUGGACAAAGCGGUUUUUUUUAA